CCCCCUCGAGGCCCUGAACCGCAAGGCCCCCCUCGUGUGUGCUUCUCCUGCUUGGCGCGCCCCCGGCCAAACGCAUCCCCACCUCCUCCCCUUCCCGUCGCUCGCUGGCUUCCAACGCACGCGAGCCUCGCAUCGCAUCGGAAUCCUCACGCGAUCCCUCCGCCCCCCGCCGCGGCGCCGGCCACCACCGCCAAUGCCCGGCGGCGCGCGGCGCCGGUGAAGGGUGAGGGCGAGCAGCGCCGUCGCGCGCGCGCCCCGCCCGUUUGGAUUCCAUUCCUUCCUCUCCCCACUCACACCCACUGCUCAAUUUAUUCCCACGCGCCCCACGCUGACGCCUCGUCGCACUCGUGUCUCGCGUCCCGUCCCGUCUCGGCGUCGCCUCGCCUUCGCCUUCGCCUAUUUAAGGGGGGGCGAUAUGCUCUUCGCCAGGAGGCCGCUCGCCACCGCCGCCAGCCACCUCGCGCCCUUCUCCCCUCCCCUCCUCCUCUUCUUCGCCUCCGCCUCCUCGUCGUGCUCAUCCGCCGCGUCGCCUUCUUCGGCCUCGGGCCCUAGAGGGUGCAGUGCUGUAAGGAUGGAGACCGGUGCGGUGGAGCCAGCAUCAACAGGAGCAAUAUGGUCAACGCCAUCAGUGGAACCUAGAACCAUUUCUGUUGGGAAAGAGAUAUUCUGCAACCGGUCACUCAACAUGAGGAACAUCACUGCAGUAGGAUUUGAUAUGGACUACACUCUUGCGCAGUACAAGCCCGAGACAUUUGAGGCUCUUGCUUACCAUGGCACAAUAGAGAAGCUUGUCAAGGACCUUGGCUACCCUGAGGAGCUGUUAACAUGGCAGUUUGACUGGAAAUAUAUGGUCAGAGGAUUAGUUCUUGAUAAGAAGAGAGGGAAUAUCUUGAAGAUGGAUCGGCACAAGUAUGUGAAAGUUGCUUAUCAUGGAUUUAGGGAAAUGUCAAAAGAAGAAAAAGUGUCUGCUUAUGGAAGUACAUUGAUACGAGAUUCCUUUGAUGAGCCUGACUAUGCCCUCAUAGAUACACUUUUCUCAUUGGGUGAAGCCUAUCUGUUUGCUCAACUUGUUGAUUUCAUGGAUAACAAUCCUGGAAAAGUACCUUCAGGCACUGACUAUCCGCUUAUGUACAGAGAUGUGAGGUCUGCUGUUGACUUGUGCCAUCGUGAUGGAACAUUAAAGAGAAUGGUCGCAAAGGAUCCUAGCAGGUACAUCAACGAGGACUUGGCCAUUGUACCGAUGCUUGAAAUGAUUAGAAAAUCUGGGCGCUCAACAUUCUUGGUGACAAAUAGUCUGUGGGACUACACAGAUGUUGUCAUGAACUACCUCUGUAGGCCAUAUACCUCAGAUGUAAGCUCCAGUCACAACCACAAGUGGCUUGGAUAUUUCGAUGUUGUGAUAACAGGAAGUGCAAAGCCAGGGUUCUUCCAUGAUGGUAACCGUGCUGGACUGUUUGAAGUUGAGCCUGAUUCUGGAAAGCUUUUAAAUGCUGAUCUUCAUAUUGGAAGCCCCAGAUCAGGUCAGCAGCCUUCAAGGCCAAUCCACAAAAUUUACCAGGGAGGAAAUGUUGGUCAUCUUCACAGAUUACUUUCUGUUGCUUCUAGUUCUCAGAUCUUAUAUGUUGGAGAUCACAUUUAUGGAGACAUACUGCGCAGCAAGAAAGUCCUUGGUUGGCGCACAAUGCUAGUAAUACCAGAGCUAGAGCAAGAGGUGAAACUUCUUUCGGAAUCAAAAUCUACUCGAAAGGAGCUUAGGCAUCUUAGGAUGGAGCGUGAUUCAAUUGAAGAUAAAAUCCAUCGUCUUGAAUGGUCACUCAAGUUUGAAAAUCUUACAGAAGAUGAGAAGGAAAAGUUAUUCUCGGAGCAUGACAUUCUGCUGCAAAAGAAGGAACAUGUUCGUCGGCUUCAUCAAGAGGCUCAAAGGCAACAUCAUCAUAAGUUCCAUAAAGUGUGGGGGCAACUCAUGAAGACGGGUUAUCAAAACUCCCGAUUUGCUCAUCAGGUCGAGAGAUUUGCGUGCCUUUACAGUAGUCAAGUCACAAACUUUGCUUUGUAUUCUCCCAACAAGUACUACCGUCCAAGCGAAGAUUACAUGCCCCAUGAGUUCGAUGUGCUUGGGCUGUAGGAGUUCUCCCGGUCUCCUUGAAUAGAUUUUCAGCUUGCAUCUGGAUAGGAGCAUGAUCUUUUGUCCUGUGGCUCUUACCGUCUAAUAACAUUGUAGUUUCUGUUAAUUUUGUAAGCAAGUGUGGGAUUAAUCUGGUGAAUGUUCACCUGUUCUUUUCAAGUUACCGCUGAAAAAAGAAAGCGAAAGGUUUGUGUAAUUAUAGUCGGCCAUAGCAGAUCAGCAAUUUAACUAUAUCUUUUUGUACAUAAUAACAAGCUUAUAGUGAAAUUAAAGGAAAAGUUCUUGAUGGAAAGUUUUA
Oryza sativa Japonica Group (Japanese rice) is the source of this 2423-nucleotide messenger RNA. RefSeq lists its product as uncharacterized. Gene Ontology annotation, molecular function: 5'-nucleotidase activity. The record is from RefSeq and is a predicted model, not a curated record. Lineage: Eukaryota; Viridiplantae; Streptophyta; Magnoliopsida; Poales; Poaceae.